Betta splendens (Siamese fighting fish) is the source of this 1424-nucleotide messenger RNA. Its product is annotated as interferon alpha/beta receptor 2-like. Gene Ontology annotation, molecular function: protein binding. NCBI's taxonomy places the organism in Eukaryota, Metazoa, Chordata, Actinopteri, Anabantiformes, Osphronemidae. The transcript is spliced from 7 exons. The coding region runs from base 177 to 1082 and encodes 301 amino acids. The record is from RefSeq and is a predicted model, not a curated record.
UUGUUGUCCAUUAACUGGUAGAUAACUUGGUGCUGAAUGCAAAGGGAGGGACUUCUGGGGAAACAGAAACUUAGCAGUGCACAUAGUAACUCAGCGUUGACUUGCUCCGCACCCUCCCAUCCUUCAUGUGUUGUGUGUAGGACGCAGCAUUUCAAGCCAUAACAGUUCAUGGAGCGAUGAUGCAGCUGCGGGUGCUUCUUUUUCUUCUGCAUAUACACCUUGGUAAUGGUCCCAGGACAGAGGAUGGGGAGGAAGUUAGGAGUUUAAAUGAGACGUGCUGUUCGCUCCCUGCACCUUCAAGCGUCUCCAUCUCUUCUUCCAACAUGCAGCAUGUACUGAGCUUCCUGCCAGGCCCUAGGACACCCAUCAACACCAGCUUCAGUGUGGAAGUGAUCCAUUCCAGGAAGAGCUUGUGGAGACCAGUAGCUGCUUGCUCUCAGCUGAUGGCCGGACAGACAUGUGACCUAACCCGAGUGUUCCAGGACCCGUACGCUUAUUACCAAACCCGUGUCCAAGCUGUCACAUCUAUGCACAGAUCAAUCUGGACCGCCUCGACCUGGUUCCAGCCCCUGUCAGACACCGUGUUGGAACCUCCCAACGUCACCGUGUCGGGCUGUGGGAACUGUUUGAUUGUCCAGCUCACAGUUCCAUCAAGGGAGCUUCAGCAGAACCUGCAACUGAAGGACCUCUACAAGGAAAUCUUCUUCCUCGUGCGAAGGACCAGGGAUGGGGCACAGUUCACACUGAGUCUGCCGUACAAAGAUGAGAACGUCAUCCAGUACCUUCAGCCCGGCGUCGAAUACUGUGUGACUGUCUCUGCGAAAGGACUGUUCACCACGAAGUCGGUGUCCAGUGAAGCUUACUGCGCCUUCACCAGCCCGCCUCCGCCCAGCCACUUCAAUGCACUCAACGUGGCCUUCGGCCUGCUGGCUGUCUUCUGUGUGCUGGGCCUCCCGUUCAUUGGACUCAUGCUUUAUGGUGGUCGACUGAGCUUGGAGCUCAUCACCCAGCGUCUACCUCUACGAAAUGUGUCAAACAUCUGCUGUAAAGAGGGGGACGACUGUGGACUGGUCCUUUCAUAAGAAAAUGAAAACCAGACCGAAUGGAUCAGAGGACGUUGAUCAAUUUGCCUUUUUUUGUAAUGUAUAGUUUCACAAAAUAAACAGAAACUGUAAUACCUGAAUGUUUGAACCAUCAAUGUACUGUAUGAAUAAGUCUAAAUUGUUGUGUCACUGUGUUGCUGCUGUCAAGCAACAUGUUCUUUAGGUUCUGCUGUCUGUUCUGAACAUGAUGCCUUCUCUUCUCAUUGUUGUAACAUGUGAUCUGUGCUCUCUAUAAUUUUAACUUGUAAUUUUCAAUAAAAUUUCGAUCAACCUGCAGUACUGCCUGAUCGACGUUCAGCAGGUUUGUCUCUAUUUAACAGA